This is a messenger RNA of Populus euphratica (Euphrates poplar), 3084 nucleotides long. RefSeq lists its product as uncharacterized. Lineage: Eukaryota; Viridiplantae; Streptophyta; Magnoliopsida; Malpighiales; Salicaceae. The transcript is spliced from 2 exons. The coding region runs from base 1 to 3084 and encodes 1027 amino acids. The record is from RefSeq and is a predicted model, not a curated record.
AUGGGAAAGGCAAGAGAAACCGAGAGGAAACAGGGGAAGGGGAAGAAACCGACAGGGGAAGGGGAAGGAGAAGGGGAUGAGAGAAACCGAAACUUAACAGGGGAAGGGGGAAGGGAUGACAGAAACCGAAACUUGAUAGGGGAAGGGGAAGGAGAAGGGGAUGAGAGAAACCGAAACUUAACAGGGGAAGGGGGAAGGGAUGACAGAAACCGAAACUUGAUAGGGGAAGGGGAAGGAGAAGGGGAUGAGAGAAACCGAAACUUAACAGGGGAAGGGGGAAGGGAUGACAGAAACCGAAACUUGAUAGGGGAAGGGGAAGGAGAAGGGGAUGAGAGAAACCGAAACUUAACAGGGGAAGGGGGAAGGGAUGACAGAAACCGAAACUUGAUAGGGGAAGGGGAAGGAGAAGGGGAUGAGAGAAACCGAAACUUAACAGGGGAAGGGGGAAGGGAUGACAGAAACCGAAACUUGAUAGGGGAAGGGGAAGGAGAAGGGGAUGAGAGAAACCGAAACUUAACAGGGGAAGGGGGAAGGGAUGACAGAAACCGAAACUUGAUAGGGGAAGGGGAAGGAGAAGGGGAUGAGAGAAACCGAAACUUAACAGGGGAAGGGGGAAGGGAUGACAGAAACCGAAACUUGAUAGGGGAAGGGGAAGGAGAAGGGGAUGAGAGAAACCGAAACUUAACAGGGGAAGGGGGAAGGGAUGACAGAAACCGAAACUUGAUAGGGGAAGGGGAAGGAGAAGGGGAUGAGAGAAACCGAAACUUAACAGGGGAAGGGGGAAGGGAUGACAGAAACCGAAACUUGAUAGGGGAAGGGGAAGGAGAAGGGGAUGAGAGAAACCGAAACUUAACAGGGGAAGGGGGAAGGGAUGACAGAAACCGAAACUUGAUAGGGGAAGGGGAAGGAGAAGGGGAUGAGAGAAACCGAAACUUAACAGGGGAAGGGGGAAGGGAUGACAGAAACCGAAACUUGAUAGGGGAAGGGGAAGGAGAAGGGGAUGAGAGAAACCGAAACUUAACAGGGGAAGGGGGAAGGGAUGACAGAAACCGAAACUUGAUAGGGGAAGGGGAAGGAGAAGGGGAUGAGAGAAACCGAAACUUAACAGGGGAAGGGGGAAGGGAUGACAGAAACCGAAACUUGAUAGGGGAAGGGGAAGGAGAAGGGGAUGAGAGAAACCGAAACUUAACAGGGGAAGGGGGAAGGGAUGACAGAAACCGAAACUUGAUAGGGGAAGGGGAAGGAGAAGGGGAUGAGAGAAACCGAAACUUAACAGGGGAAGGGGGAAGGGAUGACAGAAACCGAAACUUGAUAGGGGAAGGGGAAGGAGAAGGGGAUGAGAGAAACCGAAACUUAACAGGGGAAGGGGGAAGGGAUGACAGAAACCGAAACUUGAUAGGGGAAGGGGAAGGAGAAGGGGAUGAGAGAAACCGAAACUUAACAGGGGAAGGGGGAAGGGAUGACAGAAACCGAAACUUGAUAGGGGAAGGGGAAGGAGAAGGGGAUGAGAGAAACCGAAACUUAACAGGGGAAGGGGGAAGGGAUGACAGAAACCGAAACUUGAUAGGGGAAGGGGAAGGAGAAGGGGAUGAGAGAAACCGAAACUUAACAGGGGAAGGGGGAAGGGAUGACAGAAACCGAAACUUGAUAGGGGAAGGGGAAGGAGAAGGGGAUGAGAGAAACCGAAACUUAACAGGGGAAGGGGGAAGGGAUGACAGAAACCGAAACUUGAUAGGGGAAGGGGAAGGAGAAGGGGAUGAGAGAAACCGAAACUUAACAGGGGAAGGGGGAAGGGAUGACAGAAACCGAAACUUGAUAGGGGAAGGGGAAGGAGAAGGGGAUGAGAGAAACCGAAACUUAACAGGGGAAGGGGGAAGGGAUGACAGAAACCGAAACUUGAUAGGGGAAGGGGAAGGAGAAGGGGAUGAGAGAAACCGAAACUUAACAGGGGAAGGGGGAAGGGAUGACAGAAACCGAAACUUGAUAGGGGAAGGGGAAGGAGAAGGGGAUGAGAGAAACCGAAACUUAACAGGGGAAGGGGGAAGGGAUGACAGAAACCGAAACUUGAUAGGGGAAGGGGAAGGAGAAGGGGAUGAGAGAAACCGAAACUUAACAGGGGAAGGGGGAAGGGAUGACAGAAACCGAAACUUGAUAGGGGAAGGGGAAGGAGAAGGGGAUGAGAGAAACCGAAACUUAACAGGGGAAGGGGGAAGGGAUGACAGAAACCGAAACUUGAUAGGGGAAGGGGAAGGAGAAGGGGAUGAGAGAAACCGAAACUUAACAGGGGAAGGGGGAAGGGAUGACAGAAACCGAAACUUGAUAGGGGAAGGGGAAGGAGAAGGGGAUGAGAGAAACCGAAACUUAACAGGGGAAGGGGGAAGGGAUGACAGAAACCGAAACUUGAUAGGGGAAGGGGAAGGAGAAGGGGAUGAGAGAAACCGAAACUUAACAGGGGAAGGGGGAAGGGAUGACAGAAACCGAAACUUGAUAGGGGAAGGGGAAGGAGAAGGGGAUGAGAGAAACCGAAACUUAACAGGGGAAGGGGGAAGGGAUGACAGAAACCGAAACUUGAUAGGGGAAGGGGAAGGAGAAGGGGAUGAGAGAAACCGAAACUUAACAGGGGAAGGGGGAAGGGAUGACAGAAACCGAAACUUGAUAGGGGAAGGGGAAGGAGAAGGGGAUGAGAGAAACCGAAACUUAACAGGGGAAGGGGGAAGGGAUGACAGAAACCGAAACUUGAUAGGGGAAGGGGAAGGAGAAGGGGAUGAGAGAAACCGAAACUUAACAGGGGAAGGGGGAAGGGAUGACAGAAACCGAAACUUGAUAGGGGAAGGGGAAGGAGAAGGGGAUGAGAGAAACCGAAACUUAACAGGGGAAGGGGGAAGGGAUGACAGAAACCGAAACUUGAUAGGGGAAGGGGAAGGAGAAGGGGAUGAGAGAAACCGAAACUUAACAGGGGAAGGGGGAAGGGAUGACAGAAACCGAAACUUGAUAGGGGAAGGGGAAGGAGAAGGGGAUGAGAGAAACCGAAACUUAACAGGGGAAGGGGGAAGGGAUGACAGAAACCGAUUUAAUUCUGUCUAG